Molecule: messenger RNA, 1753 nt
Organism: Amphimedon queenslandica
Lineage: Eukaryota; Metazoa; Porifera; Demospongiae; Haplosclerida; Niphatidae
Product: N-acetyllactosaminide beta-1,6-N-acetylglucosaminyl-transferase-like
Exons: 3
Coding region: 107-1486 (459 amino acids)
Cellular component (GO): membrane
Molecular function (GO): acetylglucosaminyltransferase activity
Source: RefSeq, a predicted model, not a curated record
AGUACUCAGCAGCACAACAACACACCCGAUUGUUGUGGUAUUUCAGUAACGAGGUCUCACUGUUGUGGACUUGUGAUAUCGAGGUCAUUUUAAUCAUUUAAAGGCUAUGUCAACUGGUGAUCAUACCAACGUUAAAACUGUCUUCUACCUCGUUCUCUUAUGUAUGGUUUUUGGAGUGGCUGUCAUGUCUUACAGAGGAUUGGGGAGACCAAAUUAUGUCACUUCUCUUAGUUCUGGCACUGAUUUGGUCCAGGUGGCAAUAAACCCUCAGUCAAUAGCAAAUGUUAAUACCACUGCUUCUUGUAGGAGGCCCCCUAAACACUUUCCAACUCCAGUAGCAUUUCUCCAUAAGUUGCAGCCUGCACUUGAACCAUCCUGUGAUAAAUUAUUUGAUGGACAACAUUCAGAGAGACAACGUGUCAGAAAUGCUCAAAAACAUUUCCAGUUACCAUCAGAUGCUGAAAUACUGAAGGCCUACAGUAAAGGAAAUUGUAGCUUCGUACAAAAUGACUUUGACAACAACUUUUAUGUUUCUCCAGAUGAAAUAGACUUCCCCAUUGCUUACGAGAUGCUAAUAUAUUAUCAGAAAAAUCGUUUCCUACAAGCACUCAAUUUAUUGAAAUUCAUUUAUAGACCUCACAACGUUUACUGUAUACAUAUUGACAAGGGCUCUCCUCAAUGGUGGAUAAACGGUGUUAAAGGUUUUACGAGCUGUCUUCCUAAUGUUUUUGUGGCUAAGAAACUUGUCAAGAUAUACUAUGGAAGUGUUAGUAUUCUGGAUGCACAUUUGAGUUGCCUCAGUGAACUACUGACAGUAACUACACCAUGGAAGUAUGUACUGACAUUACAUUCACCUGAAAUACCAUUGAUAACUAAUAGGGACAUUGUAAAGAAGUUGGUUGAACUAAAAGGUCACAAUAUUGUCACUAAAGGUUUUAAUGCUUCUGAUCCUAAAAGUGGAUAUGCUUAUAAUUGGCUAAUGGCAAAAAAGGUUGUACCUGGCAGCCCCCCAGGGAAAGUUGGCCCCCUACCAAAUUUCCCAAUAUAUAAAAGUGCAGAAUCAAUCAACAGUGCAUUGAGUAGAGAUUUUGUUAAGUAUGCACUCACUGACAGCAAAUCAAUAGCACUGAGAAAGAGACUGGAGUAUACACAAUCAGCAGAGGAAUUCUUUUUUGAUACAUUGAACAUGUUAAAGGAUGCUCCUGGUAAUUUUAUGAAGCUAAAGGCUGCUGGGCUAAAAUUGCCAAGGUUUUCACGAAGACUUUGGGCCCAUAUGCUAGAGAAUGGAGACUGUAUCGAUAGAAAUAUAAGACAUAACAUAUGUAUAGUCAGUGCUAGUGAUCUCCCAUUUAUAAUGAAGGAAAUGAAAACAGGUCUGUGGUUCUAUAACAAGUAUCUUAUUGAUUAUGAUCAUGUUGUCAAUGACUGUAUCCAAUUAUUAUUGAUACAGAAUAACUUUAAAAGGUACAAACAAGACUGCUAUUAAUGCAUGAUAUUACCGUAUAGGGCAUAAUGUUCGUGGGAGGCAAAUUUUCGUGAAAUCUACUAAAAUUCUAAUUCGUGGAUUUUAAUUUCGCGAAUUCUACCACAUGUGGAUACUGUAUUAAAUUGAUAUUCGUGGAUUUUAUUUUCGCGAAUUUUCUUUAUCCAUGAAAUCAGCGAAAUUUGUGUCCCACGAAUAUUAUGCCCUAUACGGUAUCUUGAGUCACCAUUUUUUCUACUUCAAUGACUAGUUUUAUUAAAUUAUAUUUAA